Molecule: messenger RNA, 1921 nt
Organism: Bactrocera tryoni
Lineage: Eukaryota; Metazoa; Arthropoda; Insecta; Diptera; Tephritidae
Product: probable cytochrome P450 12a5, mitochondrial
Exons: 5
Coding region: 27-1760 (577 amino acids)
Molecular function (GO): oxidoreductase activity, acting on paired donors, with incorporation or reduction of molecular oxygen; heme binding; monooxygenase activity
Source: RefSeq, a predicted model, not a curated record
AUUUGGUUCUAUGGGAAUGUUUGCAAAUGCGAAAAACCAGUUUAGCUGCAGCGGCGCUCGUGUUAAGUUCCAAAAGUUCUAAUUCCAUAAUGUUUUACGCAAAAAUAAAUUGUGUUGCGCUCAGCGAAUGCGCUGGCCUCACAAAAAGCUUUACGGCGAUCAGCAAGCGUUUGCUGGCAACAAAACAGCUAGAGGACCCUGUUUGCCCGGCACAAUCCACCAUUAGCUUGGAACAGCCGACAGAUGCAAGCCUUGAGUGGCAACGAGCACGUCCAUACAGCGAGUUACCACAAGAUAGCGUUUUCAGAUUGUUAACUAAGUUUUUACCCGGUGGCCGUUACAAAAAUUUAGACUCAAAUGCCCUGGAAAUGGCAAUGAAAGAGGACCAUGGGGAUAUUUUUGUAGUGCCCGCUUUUAUGGGUCGACCCAGCACCGUGGUGAUACACAAUCCAGAAGAUUUCGCACGCGUGUUUCGUAAUGAGGGCGUGUCGCCGAUAAGACCGUUUGCGACAUUACGUUAUUAUCGAAGUAAAUUGCAGGCCGAUUUCUUUAAGCAGGUCGAAGGGGUGCUAACAACACAAGGUGAGCGUUGGAGCACAUUCCGCUCGGCCGUCAAUCCAUUACUAAUGCAACCCAAGAAUGUGCAAAUGUACCUCGGCAAAAUGGCGCAAGUGAACCAGGAAUUUGUCGAAAGAAUACGUGCAAUACGCGAUCGUGACACUCAAGAGAUGCCGAACAACUUUGAAGAUUAUCUGCAGUGUUGGCUGUUGGAGUCUCUCUCCAUUGUCACACUGGGGAAACAACUCGGUUUGCUGCGUGAUCACAGUGAAAAUUACGAGGACGCGCUGAAAUUAUUGGCCGCCUUAAACACCAUAUUUACAGUCGGCUUUGACUUGGAGUGGAAACCCUCACUGUGGCGUCGUGUGCGCACACCAAAGUUCAGACGUUUUUUACAGGCGUUAGACGACAUGCAAACGGUCACAUUGAAAUAUGUAGACGAAGCAAUCGCCAAUCUGGAGGCCGAAAAGAAAUUGGGUAUCGUGAGGCCGGAGAAUGAAAUGAGCGCAUUUGAGAGACUACUGAAGAUCGACAAGAAAAUAGCGACAGUGAUGUGCUUAGAUCUAUUCCUAGCAGGCAUUAAUACGACCACCUCAUUCGCGACAGCGAUUUUACUUUGUCUGGCGAAAAAUCCCGAAAAGCAACAAAUUCUACGGAAGGAAUUGAUGCGUGUGUUGCCACAGAAAGACGGCGAUUUCACAGCCGAUGCGUUGAACAACAUAUCCUAUCUGCGCGCCUGCAUCAAAGAAGCCAUACGUAUAUAUCCUCUGACUGUCAGCAUCGUACGCGUGACACAAAGUGAUCUGGUUCUCAGUGGUUAUAGAGUACCCAAAGGCAGUGUGGUGAAUAUGGUAUUCACAUCGUUAUUCACGAAUGAAAACUACUUUGCACGCCCAAAAGAAUAUUUACCCGAACGUUGGCUGCGCUCGGGUGCAAUAGAAGAAGGCGGAGAGCAGAAGUCAGCCGUAGCGAGUACUCAAGGGUUGCGUCCGAGUAAUCCUUUUGUAUAUUUACCGUUCGGUUUUGGUCCGAGGGUUUGUUUAGGCCGCAGAGUAAGUGAGUUGGAAAUAGAAUUGGGUAUUGCCAGAUUGGUUAGAAAUUUCCAAAUUGAGUUUAAUCAUCCAAUCGAUAAGCCAUUUAAAAGUAUGUUUGUUAAUAUGCCAAAUAUACCGUUAAAAUUUAAAUUUUCGGAUAUUGAAUAGAUUCUAUAAACAAUAUUUUGUUAUUUUAUAAAAAAAAUGAUUUAACGUAUAAAAUUUUGUAAAAAGGUGGUUUUAAGAGAUUUUUAUUAGAGACUAAAGCUGAUUUUUUUACCUUAACUGUAAAUGUUGAAGAAAUUUUUACAUACUGCUAUUUGCUUUUA